This is a messenger RNA of Mollisia scopiformis, 2805 nucleotides long. Its product is annotated as kinase-like protein. Gene Ontology annotation, biological process: protein phosphorylation. Lineage: Eukaryota; Fungi; Ascomycota; Leotiomycetes; Helotiales; Mollisiaceae. Gene Ontology annotation, molecular function: protein kinase activity; ATP binding. The record is from RefSeq and is a predicted model, not a curated record. The coding region runs from base 1 to 2805 and encodes 934 amino acids. The transcript is spliced from 3 exons.
AUGUCAGGCUUUGUCAGCCAGCCACAGUCGGAGUUCAUGGAUAAUUCGACAGUGCUUGCGUCCAUUGGAAUGGCUAAUACACUUGUGCCAACCAUCACUCGCGCGACUCAGCCUUCUCGCUUUUGGCACAGCAGGCAACUAGAAGAGUCUUACCAGAACGUGAGCGAGGAUCAUAUCGAAAAUUUGAAAGGGCUGGUCCGAACGUUACAAGAAAAUGCUGUCCCGGGGCCACAACUUUUUCGAUUGCGCCAUGAGUUCACCGACAGGCUUGGUACAGGGGGCGAAAGCGAGGUAUAUGGUAUCUCAUCUGCUGCUUUGAAGUUUCUCCGACAGGCAGACAAGCAAGACCACUUACGAUGGCCCGUGGAGAAGAUUGCCAUCAAACAACACAAGCCAAAGCCUGCUGCUGACUCUGUCCGCUUAAGCUCCCAUUUUUUGGCCGCAAAGCGUGAAGUUCUUGCAUUGGCUCCCACUUUGUUCCAAAAGCACCCCAACAUCGUUCAGUUGUUGGGAUGGGGCUUUUGCUUGGAUGCGAUUGAGGACUUUGCUUGUGACUCGUUUCAAAUCCCUUUAUUAAUUCUUGAGCGAGCUGAGACAGACUUGUAUCGGUUCGUGCGGGGAGAUGCGCUGUGCUCGAGAACUACAAUCGCUCAAGACCUGGAAGCAGGGUCGGACAAGUGGCGUCUGCGUCAAGACGAUGUUGUACGCCGACUAUGUGUUGAUGUCGGCAAUGGGCUGUAUGCCCUUCAUCAGCAGAGCUUCGCACAUGGAGACUUGAAGCCACAAAAUGUGCUGGUCUUUCAAAAUGGCAGAAGAUUGGUUGCAAAGCUUUGCGACUUUGGAUGUACGCGAGGGGUAGUUGAACCUAGCGGGGACAGCUCUAGGAAUACUAGAUACGCUGGCACACCCGGCUGGCUGCCACCCGAAGUCAUCAUAGGAACAGAUCGGGGAAUAGAUCAUGCUGAAUUGCAGAAAUGCGACAUCUAUACCUAUGGCCUCCUUGUUUGGAGUGUAUUCUGCCAGUUUGGGGACCCACCCCUGCUUCAAGACCAGGAGACCCAAAUCUUGCCGGAUAUUGUUCUUGAACGAGGAUUACAAGAUGUCCAGGAAACUUUUUCUGGACGAUCGCGAUGGCUGGCAGAGACCAUUAUUGAAGUACUGAGAAACACCUUACAACUCGAACCAACUCAGCGGUCUUCGACACCCUGGGAUCAAAUGCGAACCAGAUCUGAAAAUGCUGUACUUCAGAUGCAAACAAUAUGGAGAUCUUUUUCUCUUGAUGGUCUCACUCCCAAACAACGGUACGCAGAAAAUAGAGCUUCAGAAGCAGCCCACAACGAAUCGUCAGCGAACCUCGCAAGUCAUAAACCAUUGACGUCAGAAGACAAAAGGCUGUACGGGACUUGGUGGGGAGGGUCUCAAGCUGCUUCAACAAACCUUGACAUAGCAGCAUCACGGACUGUUUUGAGGGAUGAUGAUAAUUUCCAGAGCCUAUCAACAUUCCAAGCCCCAGAACGACAAAUUGAGAUUGCUCGGCUUUACAAAGACUUGAGGAACACUCUCGCAGAGAAUCGAGCGGAAGACCAGCGCAAUCUGUACUGCUACGCUCGUUUACGCAGUCGAGGACGUCUUGCUUGGUGGCCCCAAGGACCAGACGUACAAAAUAUCCUUUGCAACGCCGUUGUCUCCAAACCGAGACCAGAGAUAUCAAUCCUGGCAUGGCUUUGCCGCGGUGAAAUCGGCACUUGGGAAGUGCAGCAUCUACCAGCUUCCGCUGAAUUUUGGAAUGCUGCAGUGAAUUCGCAAGACUUCAAUGGGUCUCAACGCCUCGAACUCUUCCUUCUCCUCCUCCAAUUUGGUGCUCGCGUCGAGACACGAUUAUCUUUUUCGCCAGAACAAGCGAGAAGCGCUGUUCUCUUCGAAUUUCUGCAGAAUUGCAGAAGAGCUACUAUCCGUACGGUAAUGAAGGAAAUAUGUCGUCGAUUUGAUGAGGUAAAAGAUGAGGAACAAAUCUCGUCAUCCACUCGGUAUUAUUUUACUGGACAGCCGGAACUUCAGUCAUCGGAAGCCAACAGUGUUGUUGUGACCACAUUUGGAGCGGAUUUAUAUGCAGCAGGCGACUACACUGACGCAUUAAAUGUCCUGAGCUGCUGGCGUUUUGUCCAUGCGACACAACUUCGAUACAUUUCUCAGGGCCACGGACAGGGAAGAGAUUGGUAUCGACUGCCCGAUGAAAUCCAACCGCUCGUGCAAUUGCCUAUAGGCUGGGAACAAAUCAAGGAAUUGAAUGGCGUAGCCUUCAGGCUUCCAUGUUUCAGAGACUCAAUUACUGCCUCGAUCACACUCCGAAAGCCAAAACGUAGCCUUCUUCUCAUGAGGCAGAUAGCUCUCGGUUUCAACACUCCAGAUAACCAAGAGAGCUGUUACAUCGAUAUUGCUGCCUUUAUUAGGCCAGAGAGCAGCCGGGCGGCCAAACAAAUCGUUGACCAAGGCAUCAACCGACGAUUUCGCUCCUACGAUGACUCUUGGUUUAACCUGGAGCAGUAUGGUCCAUUGCCUUCCGAUGAUGUGUUAAAAGCUUUAAAAGACGACGCAGAAGCUCACCUACCUACCUUCGCAGACCGUAUCAAACCCUUAGAAUCAAUAUUUUCGAUUAUUUGGACGUUCUUAACGUCCAUACUUCCUUCCGCUUUGUGGAUUGUUGUGGUGUUAAUUAUGACAAGUCUAACAGUCAUGAGCAUACGAAAGGAGGAAGACGACGAGGAAGACGACGAAGACCAUGGAUGCGAUAGAUCAGGGAUCUAG